AUGUACAUCAAUCAAGUGCUCUUAUAUAAUUUCCUGAGUUUAGUGUUCCUGUCUACCGCUGAUAUGUACAGCGUGAAGAUAGACACGGAGCAACACGUAAACGUAGUUGACCCUAGGUUUUUGAGUUUCACAGUUGACCCCAAAUAUUUGUUUUCUACCAGCGAAAAAUAUAAAAGGAAAGAAUGCCUUUGCAUGGCCGCGUCAUUAGCGCCGGCAUAUCUUCGCAUAGCUGGCCCUUCCACUUCACAAAUGGUGUUCCACAACGCGACCAUCGCGAUCGCUGACGACGAAGAGCCCAGCGAUUUGGCCGUUCGCUACCGGCAAUGGAGAAAGUUCGUGCAGUGGGCCAAAUCAACAGGUUUUGAUCUGAUUUUCGCCUUGAACAACGAGGAACGGACAGCUACUGGUUUGUGGGACCCUAAUACGGCUUUGAACAUCCUUACUGUAGCCGAAAAAGCCAAUAUUGGCGAAAUUUUUUGGCAGCUUGGAUAUGAAUGCACAAACCAAUCUAUUGAGGAAUACCUCAACGACUUGGAAACGUUACGGGUGAUCGUCGAGACCUUUCCUCCAGGAAGGACGGAGAUGUGGAAGGUGGUGGCUGGUGACAUCAGCGAUUGCCUGCACGGAGACUCCAAAAGUGAUUUCAGAGAUUACAUAGUACUCUCCAGUGACAUGAUGGACGCAAUUAUGUUAAAUGGAAACUCAUCCUCGCAAGAGUUAGAACGCAUGUCGGAUUUAGAUCGGUUGAAACUCUUGAAGUUCUUAAGUCACAGCACCACUCCGCUCUGGCUGACGGAAACCACGCAACAACGAUAUAACGAGCUGGAAAGAGCAGUGGACUGGCUCAGCAGUCUGGGAUAUUCUGCUCGGAACGGUUUCUCGGUGCAUUACAGGGAGUUACUGGAAGAAGAAAUGUAUGAACCUAGUUUGAGCUUUUACAUGGCGCUGCUGUUUAAGAACUUAGUUGGCGAGCGAGUGCUCAACUUAGAGAUGGAGGCGGGACAGGCCAUAAUGUUCGCGCACUGCACGUCGCUACGUCACCAGGCGAUCCCCGGCGCCGUCACGCUGUACGGAGCCAACAUGGAUGAUGAACCGGCUCGCUUCUCCAUCAAACUGUCGAAAAAAGAAGAAGGAGGAGAUAUUAUGCAGUUCAUUAUUAGUCACGACCACAACGGGAACAUAGCCGUAAACGGACGUGUCAUGUUUUUCGAGGGUGACAUCAAACCCAUCGUGAAACGAGUGCGUCCAUACAAAUCUCUGUUAAUUAAUUUACCGGCCAAAUCUUUUGGGUUCUGGGUCUUAGCCAACACAAAUGUGGAAGCCUGCAAAGAUUACGGCGAUGAUAAGCCUCGCGUAGAUUCAACUGAAUCUAGCAGUGAUGAAAUAAGGGUUAGAAGAUCUAUAAUCUCUACUGAUGAUAAUAACGCAAAAGAUCUCCGAUUCGUUGAAAAGCUUAAAAACGUUUCGGUACAGGAAAGAUUUGAGGAUGCCAAACACGGCGUUGGUCAAGUACUGAACGUUGUCAAAAGGAACACCAAAAAAAAGGAGAGGGAGAUUGAGGAGGAUAAACGUAAUAACAGAAAGAAAAAAAUAAGCAAAUUUAAAACAAAAUUUGAUAGAGUUGGUCGAAGAGAUUCAAACUUGAAAUCUCUACGAGAUAUAAUUAAAUCCAGGCGUUAUUUAAGGAAAAGGAAACCAACAAGAUAUAACAGAAGUAAAUCAAAUAGACUUUACGGCGCUAAGUAUAGACCAAAAGAAAAAAAAGAAGAGACAGCUGUAGAAACUAAAAGAAAACGACGGGAUAUCAAUGAGGUUGAUCAUAAAAUGAAUAACAUUAAUGAUUUGUCAAUAGAAAAUGUAGAAGAUUUGAAAAAUGUUAAGCUAUUGAAUAUAUUACGUAAAAUACACGAGCAAUUAGAAGACCUCUCUGCCGAAAAAGAAUCUACAAAAGAAAAAAAUGACGAUUCGAUUGAUUCUGGUAGCGAAAUAGUUGGCGCUGGCUUUAUAAAAACAACAGUGAACAAUCUGAUGGGAUUGUUAUCUGAUUUAAAUGAGAAUUUAAGCAAAUUUUGGAAUGCCGUUACAAUUUUGGAGUAAACGUGUCUUUUAGUCGCCUAGAGUUGAAGUCAAUGACUGGUUUGUGAUUUUAACAGUCGAUGUAUAUAACGUGAAUACGAUUAUUAAGGCACUGUAAUGUUAUGGCUCCUAAAUCAGAUACAUUUCGUA
This is a messenger RNA of Bombyx mandarina (wild silkworm), 2226 nucleotides long. RefSeq names its product heparanase. Lineage: Eukaryota; Metazoa; Arthropoda; Insecta; Lepidoptera; Bombycidae. The record is from RefSeq and is a predicted model, not a curated record. Gene Ontology annotation, cellular component: extracellular matrix.